This is a messenger RNA of Biomphalaria glabrata, 3637 nucleotides long. Its product is annotated as tyrosine-protein kinase SRK2-like. Gene Ontology annotation, cellular component: extrinsic component of cytoplasmic side of plasma membrane. NCBI's taxonomy places the organism in Eukaryota, Metazoa, Mollusca, Gastropoda, Planorbidae. The record is from RefSeq and is a predicted model, not a curated record. The transcript has 12 exons. Gene Ontology annotation, biological process: protein phosphorylation; innate immune response; cell surface receptor protein tyrosine kinase signaling pathway. Bases 416 to 1984 code for a protein of 522 amino acids. Gene Ontology annotation, molecular function: ATP binding; signaling receptor binding; non-membrane spanning protein tyrosine kinase activity.
CCCCCUAACUUUCUCCGGCUGUGAGACAGAGAAUUUGCUUCCUCUUGAGAUGAUCGCUUUGUUACACAUGUAAAAUCUAGAUCUACAUCUUGAUCUAGAUCUAUAGAUUUGAACAGAAAGGAAAACUAUUUAAAGAAAAAGUGUUUUGUGUUAAUCUGAAAAAUUAUUUUCAAAAAAUGGAUUAAAUUAAUAAAUCAUUGAAUUGAGUGUGAUGCAUUUGAGUCUUUGACUGAGUGAGUUGAGAUCUAUAAAAUCUAUUCUACUACUAGAUCUACUACUAGAGAACUAAGUUAAGAAAUAUGUCGGACUUCCAAAAAUGUAAAGCUCUGUUACUGCUACAAUGACUAGAAGAGUUAUAAGAAAAAAGUAUUUUUGAAUAUUAAAUAAAAAGAAUAGCAGUCUCAAGUUCUUCAGCAUGGGGAACUGUAUGAGUGGCUCUAAGAAUGGAAGCUUUACCAAUGCAGAUACUGAAAAUACAAGCAGCCACAAUAACAGUAUCCCUGAGAGUGUUCCAGACAAAAAUGGGAAAACGAAAAGUAAAAAUAAGUACACACAUGAUCCUACAAGCAAUGUAGCACAGAUUGCUACAAACAAUCCAUCUCCUGAAUUACCACAUAUAGGAAUAACCAAGACUACUCUGAAAGCAUUGUAUGAUUACCAAGCCAGGACAGAAACAGAGGUUUCUAUAAGAAAGGGUUUACAGAUGGAACUUUUAGAUGAUUCUCAUCCUGAUUGGUGGUUGGUACGUCUUGCAAAUGGCAAGGAAGGCUAUGUGCCACAUAAUUUUGUGGCACUUAUGGACACAAUGGAAUCUCAAGAUUGGUUUUUUGGAAAGAUUACAAGAAAAGAUGCAGAGAGGUUACUUAAAUUACCACAGUCUCGAUUAGGAGCUUUCUUAAUUAGAGAAAGUGAAACAGAACCAGGCAUGUGUGUACUGUGUGUGCAUGAUGAGGACGCUAAGCGAGGGGACUGUGUGAAGCACUACAAGAUAAGGAAAAUGGACAAUGGGGGUUGUUACAUCACUUCCAAGUCUGUCUUUGCAACACAUGUGGAACUUAUCAAGCAUUACCAAACAAAAGAUGAUGGCCUCUGUCGAAGGUUGACUUCUCCAUGUCCUAAACCUAAGCCUGUCAUGCAAGAUCUCUCAGUGGAGACUAAAGACUUAUGGGAAAUCCCAAGAGAUACUUUAACCCUUGAAACCCUGCUGGGCUCCGGGCAGUUUGGUGAAGUCUAUAAAGGUAAAUGGAAAGGGACAACUGAUGUUGCAAUAAAAACUUUGAAGCAGGGAUCUAUGAGUGUCGCACAUUUUCUUCAGGAGGCUCAAAUCAUGAAGAUGCUUCGUCAUGACAGACUGGUGAGGCUGUAUGCAGUGUGCACUAAAGAAGAGCCCAUCUAUAUUGUAACUGAACUCAUGUCGAAUGGCAGCCUUCUGGACUAUUUGCGGAAUGAUAAACAUAGGAUGUUAACACUUCCCUUACUAAUAGACAUGGCUUCUCAGAUAGCCAAUGGAAUGGCUUAUCUGGAAGCUAAAAACUUUAUUCAUCGAGAUUUGGCAGCACGAAACAUUUUAGUUGGUGAGAACAACAUUGUAAAAGUAGCCGACUUUGGAUUGGCUAGAAUUUUGGACAGUGAAGAAUAUAAUCCACAAGGCUCACGCUUCCCAAUCAAAUGGACAGCACCAGAGGCUGCUCUGAGACAAAAAUUCUCAGUCAAAUCUGAUGUCUGGUCCUAUGGAAUAUUACUUUAUGAACUGAUGACAAAAGGCAGAAUUCCAUAUCCAGGUAUGGACAACAGAACAGUAUUAGAGCAGGUAGAGAGGGGAUACAGGAUGGAUAAACCUACAGACACACCUGAUGGAGUUUACCUGAAGAUGAGAGAGUGUUGGCAUGAGUUACCUGAACAGCGACCUACAUUUGUACACCUAUUUGAGUACUUUGACGACUAUUUUAUAUCUGUAGAACCUAACUAUCGAGAAACAGACUAACACUCAUAGAAUCACCUACUUAGUUUAACCUGUUUUAUUUAUUAAACACUAAUUAUGACUGUGAUUUUUAGAUCAUGUCAUCUCUUGGUGUAGUAAUGAGAUGUGCCAAUAUCAUUAAUCUCAUUGUAUAAAAAAAACAACUAAUUAUAUUGAUUAAACAUAAUGAAAAGCAUUUACAUGUUUAUAAUUUGAUAAUCAUGAUAAUUAAAGUAUGAUGGACAUUUAUGUAAAUAUUCUCAAGUGUGAAAACUAUUUGUAUGUUAUUGUAAUGCUACAGACAAACACACACUGUUUUGGUCUUUUUAUGUAUUUAUUUUAAUUUAUAUAUUGAGCUACUAGCUUGUUUGAGCUAUUCAGUAGGAUUGCAAGAUAUAUACAUUGAUAUAAUUAUUAAAUAAAUCUAUAAAAUAGAGGAGUUAGUCAUUUACAUGGCAUGAAAUAUAUUAAUUUAUUUAUUAAAACAUUAAAUCCAUUGAAGUUGUUUGUGUAUAUUGUACAGUAUUAAAAAUGUAUAUACAACACCAAUGCUCUGGGCUGUUGAUACACACAUUUACACUUUAUAGCUCACUCUAUGAAACAUCAUGAUAGCAUUUAAUGAGAGACUAAGAAGUAAAUGGGGUAGGUUAUAUAAUUCUCACAUCUUUCAUUUAUUUCCAUCAACAGGCAGGCACCACAUAGCACAAAACUUGAUUCUGUAAGUUGUGGGGGCCUCACUAUCUCUUCACCACUUCUCACGGUACAGCAAAUCAAUAAAUGUUGAGCUCUGAAUGUUCUCAUAAAUACAAUAAAGCCCCAAGAUGUUAAUGUCAAGUUUAUAAGAAUAUAUACAGAAUUCAAAUUAAACAUGGUAGCCCAAAAAUGUUAGUGUGAGGUUUAUUUAUAGAUAGUAUAAUUCAGAAUACACAUUUAACUCUUUUCUCUCCGUAAUUAUUUACCACAUUCUGGUGGAAUCAACAUUGGUAUCUUCAGUUAGGAGAGAAAGAGUUAAGUUAGAAGAUGUUAGUGUGAGGUUUAUAUACAGAUAUAUAAUUCAGAAUACACAUUUAAGUUAAAUUGAUGCUAGCUUGAGGUUUAUAUACAGAUAUAUAAUUCAGAAUACACAUUUCAGUUAGAAGAUGAUAGUGUGGGCUAUGUGUCAUUCAUUAAAACAAAUAUUUGGUUUAUUGUAAUGUUCAUGUCAAGACAUAAAAGUCAUUCAAGAUUACCCUCCAUGCUAGUUGAUUGUGUCUUACUACAUUAUAACCACAUUGCUGCUUGACAUUAUCCAUUAUUGAGAUCAUCCUCUAACUGAAGUUACUCCUUUAAUGGAAGUGCAAGCUGAAUAAUCUAUAAUCAUGUUUUUUUAAAUGUCCUUUGAAAAAUUAGAGCAUUUUAUUUUAUGUAAUAUAAUUUAUACAUAUGUAAGAUAAUGUUUAGAUAUAUUUCAUUUGCAAAUCCUUUUUAUAAUGAGUUUAAAAUAAAUUCAAUGUGUUGAUGUUUGCAUGUUUUUAAAUGGUCAAACUUUUAUUUGUUGAUUUAAAUUUGUUGAUUUUUUUCUUGCUCAUAUUGAUUUAUUUUAUUCAAUGUGCAACUAACAUUAUUUUUAUAAGCUCGAUUUAUUUCUCUAUUUGCUAAAGGGUUUGUAGUAAAUAAAAUGUUCUUUUUGCGAUUGUU